Chenopodium quinoa (quinoa) is the source of this 1450-nucleotide messenger RNA. RefSeq names its product bromodomain-containing protein DDB_G0271118-like. The coding region runs from base 492 to 944 and encodes 150 amino acids. The transcript has 3 exons. The record is from RefSeq and is a predicted model, not a curated record. Lineage: Eukaryota; Viridiplantae; Streptophyta; Magnoliopsida; Caryophyllales; Amaranthaceae.
CCAACUCUAAAUUAAAUCUAUUAAAAAAAAUAACGAGUUUCUAAAAUAAGGUAAAAAGAGUAUGACUUUUCUAUGUGUAAAAUACUUAUUAAUCGCCCAAAAAAUCUUCUAUCGUUUCAUGAGACAAAAGUGUAUAAAUAAGAAGACGUGUAUAAAAUAAAAUAAAAUAAUAUUUGAAGCAAACACCUUAUAUUAUUUAAAACCAAAACACGAUCACAUUGUGUGACAUCUAAUCCAUUUCUUCCAAUCCCAUAGGCCAUAGCCUCAAACACACAUCUCCCACACCCAAACAAAAACACACACAAAAAAAAGUGCCUAUAAAAAAAUCCUCACUACUUUGAUAACUAUUGCUAGAAACUACACCAAAACAAAAACAAAAAAACACAAUCUUUUCCUUUUUUUUUUUAAACUCAUUCCAAAAGAUCAUAAAUUUGUUCAUCACUCGUUCGCCGGCGAUAUUUUUCCGGCGAUCUAGAAAAUUUUCCGGCGAGAUGGACCGACGGGAGGAUAUCGGUACGAGUUGUAGUGGUAGUAAUAAUGAUAAUAAUAGUAAUAGUAAUAAUAAUAAUAAUAAUACGAGUAAUGUUAUUAUUAGUAAGAAGAAUAAGAAAAAUAAAAAAGAGAUGAUGUUGGAAAUGCAAUGGACCAACGAAAAACAUUCGGAUUUUUUGAGAUUAAUGGAAGCAAGUUUUGUACGGAAUUUGAUGGAGAGGAGCAGCAAUGAAGAUACUACCAACAUUAAUUCAAGACUUGACCGUUUUGUCCCUGAUAUUUCUGAGUCUACCCUUGAUUUACAUCAUAGAUCAGCAUAUUCGAGUGAUCGAGUGAACAGGACUUGUAACAGGCAAAAAGAAAGAGGAAUUAUUCGUCCUUAUAAAAUGACACAUGACCAGGUGGUCCCACGAGUAGAGGACAAAGCAGGUGAUAAGAACACUACAAACUGAUGUGAAUUACUGCACCUUCCAUGAAGAAUUCCAAGCAUUAUAAUUGACCAACUUUCUCAACAACAACAAGAAGAUGCGCAACUAAUUACUUACUAUAGCUUUUACUACUAUUUGGAUUUUUCUCUAGUUUUUUUUUUUUUUUUUUUUUUUUGGGUUUUUUUUUGGGUGGUUGUGUUGUGUUUAUCUCCUCAUUUGACCCCACAUUUUUUUUUCAAUCUUUGGCCUAUUCUAAGAUGUUUAUUAUUCACUUUAAUUCAACAUUAGGAUUGGGUUGUUUCAAUUACUUUCAUGACCUUUUACAAAAUUUUAGGUGUGUUUUCUUUUGACUAGUUGAGUACAGUAGUAAUUAAAGUGAUACGACCAAAGAUAGAGUUAGAGUGGAGCUACUUUCGUACCCGUUCAAAUUGUGGGAAAAAUUAACCUAGCUAAUGGAGCAUCGAAAGUAGCUUUUAUGUGCACCCGAGAAUAUUAUGACGGAAUAUACAUUGUAAUACAUAGUAGAUGAA